Messenger RNA from Microsporum canis CBS 113480, 1176 nucleotides. Its product is annotated as xylitol dehydrogenase. Bases 1 to 1176 code for a protein of 391 amino acids. Gene Ontology annotation, biological process: D-sorbitol catabolic process. Lineage: Eukaryota; Fungi; Ascomycota; Eurotiomycetes; Onygenales; Arthrodermataceae. Gene Ontology annotation, molecular function: zinc ion binding; L-iditol 2-dehydrogenase (NAD+) activity. The transcript has 2 exons. The record is from RefSeq and is a predicted model, not a curated record.
AUGUACAUAGUACGAUCCGCCGGUUCCUCCGCCGCCCCCAGACCAGACCAGACAAGACUGAACCACCGCCCGCCAGAGACAGUGAUGGAGUCCAUCUCGCAGCCCAGGGCUCUCGUGCUCCAUGGCGCUCAGGAUCUUCGGCUAGAAACCCGACCAAUAGCUCCCCCAGCAGCAGACGAAGUCCAAGUCAUAGUGCGAGCCACCGGCCUUUGCGGUUCAGACCUGCACUACUAUCACCAUGGAAGGAAUGGGAACUUCAUCCUCCGCCAGCCAUUAGUUCUCGGACAUGAAUCUAUCGGUGAGGUGGUUGCCGUUGGGCCGCCAUCUGCAUCUGCUUCAUCACCAUCUUCGCCCUCCUCAGCCCACAGCUUCAGGAUAGGAGACCGUGUGGCCCUCGAAGUCGGCCUGCCGUGUCGAAAGUGUCUUAACUGUCGUCUAGACCGGUACAACAUCUGCCGCUCCCUGAGAUUCCGCAGCUCGGCUGCAGUGUUUCCUCAUGUCGAUGGAACGCUGAUGGAUGCCACUAACCAUCCGGCCGCGAUGUGCCAUAAGCUGCCUCCCUCCAUCUCGGAUGUGCAGGGCGCUCUGCUAGAGCCCCUCGCCGUUUGUCUACAUGCGAUUAAUCGCUCUAACCCACCAACGGUAGAGGACGUAGCACUUGCUAAGUCCGUCGCGGCUGCGAAUGGUGGCGCCGCCGCAGACGGCGAAACCGCGGCGUUGGUUUUCGGGGCUGGCGCCAUUGGCCUGCUCCUCACAUCAGCCCUGGCUAUCUCGCAGCAUUUCACAACCAUCGUGGUGGCAGAUAUUAAUCCGGCGAGACUGGAGAUCGCCUCGUCGCUCCCCUUUUCCUGCAUAAGAACAUUCGUUCUUGAUUGUCCUCGCAGUACAUCUGCGCCACGCCUGCAGAGGAAGAAGACAAGGCUGCAAAGGAUCUGGCGGCAGGUAUACUGCAGUCCUUCGGCUUCGGCCAUGGCUUCUCCCGCGUGUUCGACUGUACGGGCGUCCCCGGCUGCGUACGAGCAGGCAUCUAUGCCUCCUCGGCUGGUGGCGCGGUGGUACAGAUCGGUAUGGGCGGUCCAAGUCUUCCAACCAUCCCGCUGUCUGCCUCGGCGCUGCGAGAAGUCGAUUUGGUUGGCGUCUUUCGCUAUGAUGGUCGCUGCUAUCCGGCUGCCAUAG